Messenger RNA from Mesorhabditis belari, 405 nucleotides. Lineage: Eukaryota; Metazoa; Nematoda; Chromadorea; Rhabditida; Rhabditidae. The record is from the annotation of a GenBank genome assembly.
AUGGCUGAUAUUUCGCAACUCUUGCAGCGCAUUAAAGUUGAAGAUUUCGAGAAUGUGGACAAGUUCUACUUGACUUCGAAAGUCGAUACUCAAACUGUGGCAAGGAAACUCAUGUUCGAGACCAUGAAAUGUAUGCCGAAUUGGGAGAAUCUGAAGCCAUCCGGCGACAAAGAGGAACUGGAGAAAUAUCUGGCUCAUCAAGAGGUGAGAGCCAAAACCGUUCAAAGAAGAUUGGCUAUAAAGAGAAUGAGUCUGAAUUCGAAGACAUCGAAAAGGUUGAAGGUCAAAGAAGAUUGGCUGGAAGAACAGGUGUCGGUGGUGGCUCAUUUCUCCUCGAGUUCAACAAAAAGAGGGUCGGCUCAACGGAAACAAGGGAAAAUCGAGAACGAUUGGCUGAAGUUUUCU